AUGAGCGAUGGCCAGACGGAUGCAUUGUCCUUGCCCACGCAAGAAUGGCAGCAGCCAUGGAUGCCUUCGGCAGACGUGUUUGGGAAAGCUGAGCCAAUGCCUGCGGCUGCUCCUGUGCCCUUGGAAACGCCUAUGUCGACUCAACCUGCAAAGGAAGAGAGCAACAAAGUGCCAGUGGUUCAGGAGAUGGAGCCGCCCAUCACUCCUGCCUGUGCGUCUGGCUUGAAGCUGCCUUGCUUGCUGAUCGAGUACUGUGAUCGUUGUCGAUGGCAGCACCGUGCGACUUGGGUGCAGACCGAGCUACUUCUUACUUUCUCUGAGAAGGAGUACCUGAAAGGCACUAGUUCCAAGGCAUCGGGAGGAGGGUACUUAGCCAGCACAAUGCUGCUGCCCUGCGCGACGCCAGAGACAUCUGGUCGAUUCCGUGUGUGGGUAGCCAUGAGCAGUCAGAGUGAUACGGGGUCGGAUAUCCAUCUGCUAUGGGAUCGUAAGAAGCAGGGUGGCUUCCCUGAACUGGCCGAACUGAAACGUUUACUUCGUGAUUACAUUGCGCCAUCGCAGAGUCUGGGUCAUUCGGAAAAACAGAAAUAG
Messenger RNA from Malassezia pachydermatis, 591 nucleotides. Its product is annotated as selenoprotein w. The record is from RefSeq and is a predicted model, not a curated record. NCBI's taxonomy places the organism in Eukaryota, Fungi, Basidiomycota, Malasseziomycetes, Malasseziales, Malasseziaceae. The transcript has 2 exons. Bases 1 to 591 code for a protein of 196 amino acids.